UUAUGACCAGGAUCUUUCUCUGCUUGUUGUCUUAAGCAAAUGAGAGUUUUCAGUAAUCUCUGUACCACAGAGGGACAGACACCCAAUGUCUCAAACAUUGGGACGAGAAUUCAUGGGUAAGCAGUUCUCCCCCUGAGGCGGUCAGCAGCAAUGGUGUGAUAAGUGCCCUUGCUCAUCCCUGGUUUCAAUGACGCAGAUGACAGGAACACAAUCCAGAUACAGUCAAAUAGCUGGUGAUUGUCUAUACCUGCAAAGUUUUUGAUUAGCCGUCUUUGCACUGAAUGAGUAGCUAUAAGAAGGUAUUUUACCUGAUAUUAAAAUAUCCUUCAAUAGCUUAGCCACUCACGAGCCCAACCAGAAAGGCCAUCAAGGUCAGCCAAACAUUCGUCUUUGCACACAAAAUCAAAAAAAGACACCAUUUGAGAAGCCUGUGAGGAAGAUCUGAAGGAGCUGUUUUUGCUCUGUUAUUUUAGUAUCAAGCAAGUACAAAGCUAUUUGUGUCGCCUAUAUUGUGCCUUUCACGCUGGUCUCUUCUCUAAAUCUCUCUCUUCUGUUUGUCCUGCAGAUCUGCGGGAAUAGCACCCCGGCACCACAUUCCGAGAGAUCCCGAAUUUUUGCACACCCUUGCCAGGUAUAGGAGUGCAGCACGAGACAGACGGAAGAAUAUUGUUUUUAACGUUUUUCCAAGUCCCCAAGGACUUGCUUUUCUAACUGCAACUUUACUGGGGAGGGGAAGCACCCUCAGCAUAUGGGAGAGGUUUGCCCGACAAAGGAUCCGUCGCGUAGAAGCUUCCCCAAGAUCAAGCUGGGGGGAAGAAAAGCUUUCGGUGGUUUCUGGAUUUAGCGUGUCCCUCGGCAAGGAGCCGGCCUUUCUCACCAGCCUGCCAUUCAAGCCGCUCAGGUCAGACUGUGGCGGGAGGCUCAGGGGGGGCGAAAAAACACAGAAAUAAAGACCACAACGGCACUGCAUCCGGAAAACAAACAUCCCUUUUGUUCUUCCGUUGGCCCGAAGGAGAUCUGGCCUGGAAAUAUAGAUAUAUAAUCCCCGCUUGGUCUAAUCUGUUCCUGUUUAAAGAAGAGAGACACGGUGCCAGCUCAUGCGCAGGCCUCUCCUGCGCAGAGAUUAACCCCCCGGUCUCCUGCAGGAGUCAGGCAGCGCGGAGCAGUGCGGCGCAGCAGGGACAUAUCUGGGAGCAGAUCACUCUGGGCAACAGGAUGCCGGCGAAGACGCCAAUGUAUCUGAAGACGUCCACCCCGAAACGGGGCAAGAAGCUCAAGCUGCGGGACAUCCUGUCUGGGGAUAUGAUCAGCCCGCCCCUGGGGGACCUGCGCCACAGCGCGCACGUGGGGCCCGAGGGCGAGACGGACAUGUUCGGGGACGUGGGCUUCAUCCAGGGCAAGCUGGACCUCCUCCCCGGGAUGAGCCGGGCCCGGUCCCGCAGCGCGGAGAGGGGGAGGGCCGAGAACCCCCCGGCGGACAAGAGGGGCCAGCAGCCGGCCGGCACCGCGCCCACCCUGCUCAAGAACACCGUCUCCCUGCCCGUCUUCAGCCCCGAGCAGGCGCCCCCCAAGCCCCCCCGCCUCCACCUUGAGGAGACCCCGCCGGCGCAGCGCUCCAUGUCCGUGAGCUGCGAGGGGCCCCGCGUCGUCUACAGCGACCCCGAGCUCAGCCACUCGGCCUCCAUCCCGGCGUUCGGCCGCCUGGUGGCGUCCUCUGGCUCCUUCUCCGAGGCGUCCUCCGAGGACUCGGUGCUGGGGGUCGGCCCGCCCCUGGACGCCAGGCGGGGGCUCAGCCUCGACUCGGACGCGGGCCUGAGCAACGAGGACCUGCAGAGCGAGCGCAGCGAGUCCCCCGGGGUCCCCAACUCCGAGUCCCUGCUGGGGCUGGACCUGGACUUGGGGCCGUCCAUCCUGGAGGACGUGCUGAGGAUCAUGGACCAGUACAAGGCGCAGGACGGGGACUACGAGCUGUGACACCUCACCCUGGCUGCCGAUUCCUUUGUCAUGGACUUGAUGAUGAGCUACCUGCGUUACCAAUAGUGUAGAAAAAACCUGAAAUGCCACCGUAACCCCAGAGGUUUGAGAGGAGCAGGACCCAACUAGUGACACAGAUUUGAUAUAACUGAGGGGGGCUUCGAGGCAGAUGAGGACACAAUUUAAAUAUGCUGCCAUAUUCUUGUGCUCGCCAAAACACGUCUGCUCCGCAGCUCUGAGAAAACCUCAUGGUGGCUUUUUAACGGAACCCAGCCCCACUGUGACGCUCGGAUAUACUCCUCAAUGUUACAAAAACAACUCCUGUGGUGUCAGCCAGCCCUGUGCGUCCGCACUCGCAAAAGCACAAGUGACACCGCGCUGCUGCUCCGUUCUGUGCUGGUGGUGCGCCGCGCACACCUGAUCACACCACACCACCUUCCGAGCUCCCUGCUUCUCGGCUUCAGCCAGUGAGAGGACGUGGGGCAGGCAGCACAUUGAGCCCUGAGAAAGACUCUGCCCUGCUUCAGGUGCUGCCCCUGCUCACGAAAUGCAACCUUACUUGUUUCUCCACAGCCAGGGGCUUGAGCGAUGAAGGACAGAGAGACACAGAGACUGCGCCUGUGUGGAUGAAAUUACUGAAAAGACGGAAGGUGGUGGAAUCAGGUGAUCCUAAACACUUGUCAUCUGCUAGGAAUCUAAAAGAGAUCCUUAAGGUGUGAGCAAGAAGUUCUCAAAUGAUAUUUUCCUUUUCUACAAAACUAACAAAGACGUUAAAUGAAAACUGAGCAAUGCUACUGAGCUGUAUCUAGACCGAAACUUGGAAUUCUUUUGUGAGUUUAUUUUCAUGCACAUUGGUUGAUUCAAAUUUCCACCUUCCUUUUCUUUCAGCCUGAAAAUGGCAGCAGUCUUUUUACAUGAAAUACAACCGAUUUACUGAUUUUUUACUGAUUUACUGAGAAUCACGUAUACAAAAAACACCAUCUCGUGGGCCUGUGUUUAAAAUGUGUGUUAGUCUUGUUACUCCUUGACCAGGAAACUGUGACUCCAGAGGCAUGGAAAGAUGACUCGCACUGCAGAGCAGUUUUAAUUCAUUUCAGGGUGUAAAAUCAAAUAUUGGACACAUCCGUUUCAAAGUGUCAAUUUAUCUGUUGAGUUUCAGACAGAUUAAGGUCACAAUGAAACAUUCUGAGUUUCUCUGUUGUUGGAUUGAGUACUACAGCUUUUGCUUUGUAAAACUGGGAUGUGGCUCAUACUGCGAUGCAUUGGGAGUCUUUAUUCCACCUCUGAAAUAUAUCAAAAUGUUCAAUCACCUGACCAUAACUGGACGAUGAAUCAACACAGGAAGAUGGUGAUUAUUCUACGCACUCAGAAAUCUUGCAUGGACAUAUAUACUGAAAUCACUAUUCAAAAUAAUUUAUAAGGACAUUUAGUGCAUUUAUCUCUUUAGAGGAUAAGAUGGGAAGUACUGUUUACAAAUUCUAAAAGCUGGCAUAAAUAUAUAUAUUUAUUUUAUUGGAAGACUUUCGAUAGUUUUAACAAACCGUUCACCGGUCCAGUUCAACAGUUCAACUGUGGUUGCCGAGCAGUACUACACUUGGCUCGUACGGCCAUCUAGUGGAAGGAGAGGGUAGUACACCUGGUAAUUGGUCGGUACCAGAAGCGGCCUGGAGAAGCGCAGCUCUCUUGCUUUUCUGAAGGUCACGAAAUCGACACAUUUAAAAACCUGAAACGACCGAAUAAUCCUAAAAGCUAUGCCUUAAAGCGAAGCCGGUUCAUUUUCUUCAUUUUUUUCUUGGCAGGACUGUGUGUUGAGACUGAGUUAUGCUACUGGGAUGUGGUGACAGAUGGAAAGAAAUGAUUUCUGUUGUAAUUCUGCAUUUUUUUAAAUCUCCGUUAAUGUUCACAAUCUGUUUUGAUUUCUGAAUGUUUUAAGACGUGUUUCAGGCCCUGCUUGAAUUUAAUACAUUUUCCAUCACUGUUCUGGGGAUUCUAAUAAUUGCACAGAUCUAAGCACUGGGGGAGAGGUUUGAUGUGCUCAGCUCAGUGGGUAAUAGCAUGAUGAAGAUGCUGAUGAUGACGAAGAUGAGGUGUGUAAGAGUUCAGCCGGAAUGCAGACCAGACAACUGCUUGGAGGAAUGUGACUGGAUACUGUUGCCUUUCAAUGGAUUGCUGGGAACUAAAAUGAAACUGUCGUCUGGGAAGUAGGUAUCUGCUGUGCUGUGGACUGUGCAAGGUAGAUGAAGGAGAGGAGAAAGUCCAAAUAAAUGCGUGGAAAAAAGAAAGAGACAAUCAAGGAAAAAUGUUUUUUUGAAACGAUGAUUUUCUGUUCUGGAUGGAACAUUAUUUCGCAGUUUUUGUUACGUUCUGAUUGACAUGAAGAGGAACACCAUGCAAGUGACUGUUGCAGUUAUUUAUUCUGAAAUCUUCAGCUCAAGGCAAGCGGGACGACUACAGUCAGUGACAUGUUGCAGCGAACAUUUCUCUAGUUUCAGAAGUUGCCCUUCCUCAGCGUGGUGUGACAUCUGUCUCUGUAGUACAAAAUGACAACCUUUUUUAAAACAAAAAAUGUUUCUAUAUGUAUUUAGCCUCGGUAUUGAGGUCAAUAAAUAUGAAUGUUAAAGCAGA
Lepisosteus oculatus (spotted gar) is the source of this 4599-nucleotide messenger RNA. NCBI's taxonomy places the organism in Eukaryota, Metazoa, Chordata, Actinopteri, Semionotiformes, Lepisosteidae. The record is from RefSeq and is a predicted model, not a curated record.